Messenger RNA from Tarenaya hassleriana, 1355 nucleotides. Its product is annotated as palmitoyl-protein thioesterase 1-like. NCBI's taxonomy places the organism in Eukaryota, Viridiplantae, Streptophyta, Magnoliopsida, Brassicales, Cleomaceae. Gene Ontology annotation, molecular function: thiolester hydrolase activity. Bases 16 to 1245 code for a protein of 409 amino acids. The record is from RefSeq and is a predicted model, not a curated record. The transcript is spliced from 13 exons. Gene Ontology annotation, cellular component: intracellular membrane-bounded organelle.
CGUCAUCGAUCUAGAAUGAUCAGACUAAACCAAAUCCAAACCAAACACAAACCCAAACCCAAACCCAGAUUCUGUUCUUCAAAAGAAAAAUCGGUCGCCGACCAGGAACUCUUGUCCCGAGCUCACUUCUCCGGCGACGGUGCCCCGGUGGUGUUAUCGGAAUCAGACAAGUCGAGAGUAGGAGGAGGAGAAGAAGAGAAAAUCUUCUUUCGUUGUUCUUAUCACAGGAAGAUGGCUCAUCUUAAUGCAUUCCUCGCAGUAGCUGCAAUUGUUGCCCUGAUAUCCGCUUUUCUCCCGCUAGCUUAUUCUGCACCUUUCAUCGUUUUGCAUGGAAUUGGCGAUAAAUGCAGUAAUCGAGGAGUGACUCAGUUUACAGAUCUUUUAAGUGACUGGUCUGGUUCUCAAGGAUAUUGCUUGGAAAUUGGAAAUGGAUCAUGGGACUCAUGGACUAUGCCCCUUAUCGAUCAGACGGCCGUUGCUUGUGAGAAGGUGAAGAAUAUGCCUGAGCUUAGCGAGGGUUACAGCAUUGUUGGUCUUUCUCAGGGUAACAUGAUUGGUCGAGGCCUUAUAGAGUUGUGCGAUGGAGGACCUCCGGUUAAGAAUUUCGUAUCAGUGGCUGGCCCCCAUGCCGGUACUGCUUCAAUCCCGUUCUGUGGGUCAUCCUGGGUUUGCAUCAUGCUUGACAGUCUGAUCAAAACAGAAAUCUACAGUGAAUACAUUCAGGAACACCUUGCUCCUAGUGGCUUUCUCAAAAUCCCGACGGACGUAGCAAACUACAUGGAAGGUUGUAGGUUUCUUCCAAAACUGAACAACGAACUUCCCGUGAAAAAUUCAACAUAUAAGGAGAGGUUUUUGAGCUUGGACAACCUCGUACUCAUUAUGUUUGACCACGAUACUAUUCUCAUACCCAAGGAGACUUCAUGGUUUGGGUAUUAUCCUGAUGGGUCAUUUCAGACUGUUCUUCCACCGCAGAAGACAAAGCUUUAUACCGAAGACUGGAUCGGUUUGAGAAUGUUGGAUGAAGCAGGGAAGGUCAAGUUCAUAAACGUGCCUGGGAAUCAUCUUCAGAUUUCACAUAGCGAUAUGAAGAAGUAUAUAGUGCCGUAUUUGGGUGACAGAACAUCCUCCACAGGUUCAGUGUCCGAAUCUCUCUCUCACGAAUGGCUCUCGAGAGUUGGAGACUUCUUCACGGAUCUGAUUGGCCUCAGAGAUUAUCAGGUUGGGCUCAUGUUGCGUAAUGUGUGAUUGAGGUUGUUUGUUUGUUACUUGCCUUACACGCUACGUUAUGAUCGCUUUGGAGAAAACCCUUUGAACGCUUCCCCCCCCCCCCUCUUGGGGCGUGUUUUGUCGUUCAA